UCUGUCUCUCUCCUUUGAUCAAUAAUGAUCAACAUAGGCGAAAAUAGAAGUUGGUUUCGCCUUUAAUGGAGUUCUCAAGAGCUCCUAACACAUAGUAGAAAGAAAGAAAGCUUGUUGUGGUUCGGUCAUGGCUCUUAAUAAAGGCAACUAUCAAACCCAAUUGCAACAUCAACAACUACAACUGCAACUACAACAAGAACACCACCAGCAGCAGCAGAAGGAACAACAAAUUUCUUACGGAAUGAUGCAAUCAUCAUCUUCAAACUUCAUAAGUAAAGAUAGUGGAGCUUAUGACUUGGGUGAAUUAGAUCAAGCCCUCUUUCUUUAUCUUGAAGGACAAGAACCCCACUCUUCUUCAGUUCAAGAACAAAGACAAAGCACAGGAUUCAGGCCUCCAACUCUGAACAUUUUCCCAUCUCAGCCUAUGCAUGUAGAGCCAUCUACAAAGGUUACUGCAAUUGUUUCAACUCCUUCUCCAACAACAAAUAGUGGUUCAAAGAGAUUAUCAGAACCAUCCAUGGAGUUGGCCAACCAAAGAACAGAUCAUCAUGUCUCAUCUCUACCUGAAUCAGCAAAGACAGUCAAGCGUGAAGGAAAUCGAAAAGGGCCAACUUCAAGUUCAGAGCAUGAAGGGCCAAAAACACCAGACCCCAAGACACUUAGAAGGCUUGCUCAGAAUAGAGAAGCAGCUAGAAAAAGCAGGCUAAGGAAAAAGGCCUAUGUACAGCAGCUGGAAUCAAGUAGGAUUAAGCUCACUCAGCUUGAACAAGAGCUCCAAAGGGCUAGAUCUCAAGGUAUUUUUUUUGGAGGAGGAGGAGGAGGAGCCCUUUUAGGGGACCAAGGCCUCCCAGUUGGCAUUAACAGUAUAAGCUCAGAUGCGGCGGUUUUCGACAUGGAGUAUGCAAGGUGGCUCGAGGAACACCACCGGCUCAUGUGCGAACUCCGAGCGGCGGUGCAAGAACACUUGCCGGAGAACGAGUUACGGUUAUUCGUCGACAAUUGUCUAGCACACUACGAUGAAAUUAUGAAUCUUAAGAGCAUGGUAUUGAAAUCAGAUGUGUUUCAUAUUGUUUCCGGCAUGUGGAAGACACCAGCAGAGCGGUGCUUCAUGUGGAUGGGCGGAUUCCGGCCAUCGGAGCUUAUCAAGAUUAUUGUGAAUCAUAUUGAGCCAUUGACGGAGCAACAGAUUAUGGGGAUAUGUGGGUUACAGCAGUCGACACAAGAGGCUGAGGAAGCUUUGUCGCAAGGGCUUGAAGCCCUCAAUCACUCCCUCUCGGACACAAUUGCCUCUGAUGCGCUUAGUUGCCCUCCCAACAUGGCCAACUAUAUGGGUCAGAUGGCCAUAGCCAUGAACAAGCUCUCCACCCUCGAAGGUUUCGUCAGACAGGCGGAUAAUUUGAGGCAGCAGACACUGCAUAGACUGCAUCAGAUAUUGACGAUCCGUCAGGCUGCGAGGUGUUACUUGGCCAUCGCUGAGUACUUCCAUAGACUCCGAGCUCUUAGUUCUCUGUGGUUGUCACGACCACGUCAAGAAUGAAUCACCCCGCCAUCUCCAAAGUCUUCUUAAAAUUCUCUUUUAAGUUGAACUUUAAAGGGAUCCCCCCCUCUUCAAAGUUCCUUUUGACUCGAUCAAUCUUUUUACAAUGGAGAUGUAUAGGUAGUUAGAUUAUAGAGAUUAAUAGAAAGCA
This is a messenger RNA of Telopea speciosissima, 1688 nucleotides long. RefSeq names its product bZIP transcription factor TGA10-like. NCBI's taxonomy places the organism in Eukaryota, Viridiplantae, Streptophyta, Magnoliopsida, Proteales, Proteaceae. The coding region runs from base 128 to 1537 and encodes 469 amino acids. The transcript has 11 exons. Gene Ontology annotation, biological process: regulation of DNA-templated transcription; DNA-templated transcription. Gene Ontology annotation, molecular function: DNA-binding transcription factor activity; sequence-specific DNA binding. The record is from RefSeq and is a predicted model, not a curated record.